UCUUCACGCACGCAGUACUUUGCCAGAGCACAUCGCGAGCUGUUGGUCGUUUUCUUCGUGUGUGCCUCUUUUUGGCUGCGAGAAAUCUUACUCUUUUUUUUAUUGUUCCCCGAGUGUGGAAAAGUGUAUUGAGGAAAAUCAUUGGUCAUCGAAAAGUAAUUUUUGAAAAUCCGGAAUUCGUGUUUUGUUGUACGGUUUUUCGUUUUGCUGCGCCGUUUCCGGGAAAAGUGAUACGCUGGGGAACAAAGCGGGCAAAAGCAACCGAGCGAAAAACGGGUCGAAAGUGGAAGAAAUAAUUUUCUCUUGAAGUCAGUUUUUUUUUUUUGAAUUUUGUGGGUUGCUUUUUGAUUUCGAGUGGCUGGCCUUCGGUUGUGGGCCGCUGGAAGAUUUUCCUUUAUUUCCCGAGACCCGCAGUGUGGUGUGUUUGUUUGCCAGGGGAAUAAUAUUUCCCAAGGGGAAAAGUGUAGCUGGCCACGUCGUCCGAGUUGGAUCCUCGGUGAUUUCGACCAUCUCAGGGCAGGAGUGUCGUCCGCGUCGUCGUCGCCGUUGGCAUCCGGGGACGAUCAGGCGCAGGCCGUGGUGCUAUUAGGCAGGCCGUGUGUGCGAAGUGUGCGCGGGUUGUUGUAGGUUGUUGGUGUAAUAGUGUGCGUAUCGAAAAUCGGGCCCUCCAACGGAAGCGACCAAAGCCACCGCCACCGCCCCAACCAUGAACGAGUUCAUCGUAGCCGGUAAGUACCGGAUCAUACGAAAGAUCGGAUCCGGUUCUUUCGGCGAUAUCUACCUUGGUAUCAACAUUACCAAUGGCGAGGAGGUUGCCCUCAAGAUGGAAAGCCUCACGGCACGGCAUCCACAGCUAAUGUACGAAUACAAACUGUACAAGGUACUGAUCGGUGGCGUCGGAAUUCCGCACAUUCGGUACUUCGGUCAAGAGCGAAAUUACAACGUGCUGGUGAUGGACCUGCUCGGACCCUCCCUGGAAGACCUGUUCAAUUUCUGCAGUCGUCACUUCACUAUCAAAACGGUGCUCAUGCUGGUCGAUCAGAUGAUCGGUCGCCUCGAGUACCUGCACAUGAAGAACUUCAUCCAUAGGGACAUCAAACCAGACAAUUUCCUCAUGGGCAUCGGCCGGCACUGCAACAAACUAUUCAUGAUCGAUUUUGGUCUAGCGAAAAAGUACCGCGACUUCCGCUCCCGGAUCCACAUCAUGUACCGGGAGGACAAGAACCUGACCGGCACGGCCCGGUACGCCUCGAUCAAUGCCCACCUCGGAAUCGAACAAAGUCGCCGGGACGACAUGGAAUCGCUGGGGUACGUGAUGAUGUACUUCAACCGGGGCUCGCUACCCUGGCAGGGCCUGAAGGCCACCAACAAGAAGCAGAAGUAUGAAAAGAUCUCCGAGAAGAAGAUGUCCACCCCGAUCGAGGUGCUGUGUAAGGGCUUCCCGGCCGAGUUCGCGAUGUAUCUCAACUACUGUCGCAGUUUGCGAUUCGACGAGGGCCCAGACUACAUGUAUCUGAGACAACUGUUUAGAAUCCUUUUCCGUACACUAAAUCACCAAUACGACUACACCUUCGACUGGACGAUGCUGAAACAGCGAGGGAUCCUGAAGGGCGGUACGAGCACGCUGCUCCACACGGCCCCCGGCGAGCCGAUCCGCGAGGAACGGCGCGAUAAGGAUAAGCAACCCACAGAAACUGAGAAAUAGAACUUUUAAAAUUCAUUUUUUUAUGUAUAAAAUAUAUAAUUACUAUUACUAAUUGAGAGUAAAACAGAAGAGAAGCAAAACAAAACAGAGAAGAAGUGAAAAAAAAAACACAAAAAAACAAAAA
Messenger RNA from Uranotaenia lowii, 1829 nucleotides. RefSeq names its product casein kinase I-like. The coding region runs from base 707 to 1705 and encodes 332 amino acids. Lineage: Eukaryota; Metazoa; Arthropoda; Insecta; Diptera; Culicidae. The record is from RefSeq and is a predicted model, not a curated record. Gene Ontology annotation, molecular function: ATP binding; protein serine/threonine kinase activity. The transcript has 3 exons. Gene Ontology annotation, cellular component: nucleus; cytoplasm. Gene Ontology annotation, biological process: peptidyl-serine phosphorylation; signal transduction; negative regulation of canonical Wnt signaling pathway.